Molecule: messenger RNA, 891 nt
Organism: Pseudovirgaria hyperparasitica
Lineage: Eukaryota; Fungi; Ascomycota; Dothideomycetes; Acrospermales; Acrospermaceae
Exons: 2
Coding region: 1-891 (296 amino acids)
Source: RefSeq, a predicted model, not a curated record
AUGCCACACAAACACACAAGGGCCAAGAAGGCUGACAACUCCAUCUAUGAUCUGCCUCCAAACGUCGUUGCCAAGCCUCUUCCCACAAACAAAUCUGCCGCGAAACUAAGUGAUAAUUUCAACUCAAAGAGGCGGAAAGGAAAGAAAAGCUCUGCGCCCACAUCCGACUAUGGCCACGAUGACACGCCUAAAGCUUUUGCCCGAUUAAUGUCAUACAAGAAUGGAAAGGCCCCACGAAACGGCCUGGACGAUGGUGCUCCUGCCAAAGCUCAAAAACGGAAACGUGACGCUGAAAUCGAUGAGAAGCCUGCUAUACCAAAGAUGCUCCCCGGAGAGCGCAUGUCAGAAUAUUCCGCGAGGGUCGACCAAGCCCUGCCAAUAUCAGGCCUUGUUAGCAAAGGCAAAAAACUGCCUGGAGUGAAGGAGCACCUGACCAAGCACGACAAGAGACUGCGGAGGAUCCAAGCUGUGUGGCGCAAAGAGGAGGCUGAGAUCAAGGAAAAGGAAGAGGAGGAGCUUGAGCAGCUAGAGGAAGAGGAGGAAAAUCUGAAAGCACUGCUAGCAGAGAACAAGAUCGAGCUACCACAAAGCAAGCGAGGCAAGAGGCGAAAAAUGGUCGGAGAGCAGGACGACGGAGACGAUGAUCCCUGGGCCGCUCUCAAGGACAAGAGAGAGAAGCCGAAAGGUCUCCACGAUGUCGUGCAGGCUCCACCUGAGUUCUCCGCCGUUCCGAAGGAGAAGUUCAAGGUCCGCAAUGGGGCAAAGGUACACGUAGACGACGUCCCGAACGCCGCAGGCAGUCUCAGACGGAGAGAGGAGCUAGGAGAGGCUCGAAAGGACAUUAUUGCAAAUUACAGAGCCAUGAUGCGGAACCGUGGAAAACCCUCAUGA